Molecule: messenger RNA, 3351 nt
Organism: Arachis duranensis
Lineage: Eukaryota; Viridiplantae; Streptophyta; Magnoliopsida; Fabales; Fabaceae
Product: protein unc-13 homolog
Exons: 5
Coding region: 188-3034 (948 amino acids)
Source: RefSeq, a predicted model, not a curated record
CCCAAAAACAAAAAGAGAAAGUAAAUAUAAUUAAAUAAUAAAUAAAGGUCGCACCUGCAACGACAAAGUCUCGCUCCCUUUAUCGGUUUGUUAUCCCAAUCUUCAUUCAUUCUUUUCUUUCCAUUAAGGAAAGGAGGGACUAUUCACCAAUUUCCACAACUUUCAGGGACGAAAAACAAAAACCGCCAUGCCGGUGCACCCAAUGGAGGAUCUUCCAUCACCGUUCGGAGACCCGCCUUCCAAUUGGUCGGAAUCAGAGCUCCGAGAAACGGCAUACGAGGUACUCGUCUGCGCAUGCCGAAGCUCCGGCCCCAAGCCUCUCACUUUCAUAUCCAGUUCCGACAGAGGAGGGGAUCGGGAUCGGGAUCGGUCUUCUGCUGCGGCGACUCCCUCGCUGCACCGGUCGCUGACGUCGACGGCGGCUAGCAAGGUGAAGAAGGCGUUGGGACUUAAAACGAGGAGGAAAGAUGGCGGCGGCGGCGGCGGCGGUGGGAGGAGCGCGAAGCGUGCGGUUACGACAGGGGAGUUGGUGAGAGUGCAGAUGAAGAUUUCGGAGCAGAGUGAUUCAAGGAUUAGACGUGCCUUGUUGAGAAUUGCUGCAGGCCAGCUUGGAAGACGCAUGGAAUCAGUGGUUCUUCCACUAGAACUAAUUCAACAGUUCAAGUGUUCAGAUUUUCCGAGUCAACAAGAUUAUGAGGCUUGGCUGAGGAGAAAUUUGAAGGUUCUUGAAGCAGGACUCCUCUUGUAUCCUCACUUUCCAUUAGAUAAGGCAGACACUUCUUCGCAGAGCCUUCGCCGUAUAAUCCGUGAAGCAUUUGAGAAACCCAUGGAUCUUGGAAAGACAGGUGAAUCAAUGCAAAACUUCCGGAAUGUUGUUCUAUCUCUUGCGUUUAGAUCAUUUGAUGGAUCUGUUCCAGAGACAUGCCAUUGGGCUGACGGAUUUCCGCUGAACCUCUGGAUCUAUCAAACUCUUUUAGGAUCUUGUUUUGAUAUACAUGAAGAAAUUUCUGUGAUAGAAGAGGUUGAUGAGGUCUUAGAGCUCAUUAAGAAGACCUGGGUUAUGCUUGGAAUUAACGAGAUGCUGCAUAAUAUUUGUUUCUCAUGGGUCUUAUUUCAUCGGUAUGUUGCCACUGGUCAACUGGAAAAUGAUCUGCUUUUUGCAUCCAGUAACCUGUUAGCGGAAGUUGAAAAUGAUGCUAAGACUGUGAAAGGUCCUUUUUAUUCGAAGGUUGUGAGCAAUGUAGUGAGUUUGAUGUUAAAUUGGGCAGAGAAAAGGCUCCUUGCAUACCAUGAUACUUUCCAUGAUGGUAAUAUUGAACCAAUGGAAAGCAUUGUUUCUAUUGCUGUAUUGUCUGCAAAGAUAUUGUCAGAGUAUAAUCGGAAGAAGAGGGAUCAUGAUGUAGCCUAUACCAGAGUUGAAAAUUAUAUAAGAUCAUCUUUGCGGGCUGCUUUCGCUCAGAAAUUAGAUAAACUGGAUCCCAGCAAGCAUUCAUCGAGAAAACAGAAUAGAGCUUUUCCCACUCUUUCUAUCCUCGCCCAGCAUGUUACUGAACUGGCUUAUAAUGAGAAAGCAAUGUUCAGUCCGAAUCUAAAGAGAUGGCAUCCUCUUGCUGCUGGUGUUGCCGUUGCUACCCUUCAUGUAUGUUAUGGAGAUGAACUGAAGAAAUAUGUAAAGAGUAUUACUGAGCUGACACCUGAUGCUAUAGAAGUGUUAAUGGCCGCUGACAAAUUGGAGAAAGAUCUGGUGCAGAUUGCGGUGGCAGAUUCUGUUGACAGUGAAGAUGGUGGAAAAUCCGUUAUUAGGGAGAUGCAACCUUAUGAGGCUGAGGCUGUAAUUGCUAAUUUGGUUAAGUCAUGGAUAAAGAUUAGAGUAGAAAGACUAGGGGAAUGGGUCAACAGAAAUCUGCAACAUGAGGUAUGGAAUCCACAGGCAAACAAAGAGGGGUUGGCUCCUUCAGCUGUUGAAGUCCUACGGGUUGUAGAUGACACUCUUGAAGCUUUCUUUCUGUUGCCUAUAUCCAUGCAUGCAGUUUUGGUUCCUGAAUUGAUGUCUGGUCUUGACAAAUCACUCCAGCAAUACAUUUUGAAAGCCAAAGCUGGCUGUGGGGACCGUAAUACUUUCGCCCCAACUUUGCCUCCUUUGACGAGGUGUUCAACUGGAUCAAAGUUUCACGGUGUGUUCCGGAAAAAAGAGAAGUUACAAUCAGCUCAGAGGAGAAAAGCUCAAGUUGGAGCCACAAGAGAUAACUCAUUUGAUACACCCCAGUUGUGUGUUCGCAUCAAUACUAUGCAGCGCGUUCGCCUGGAGUUGGUAGUUUUGGAAAAGAGGAUACUUGCCAAUCUUAGUAGUUCUAAAUCUUCUAACAAUGAUGAUAUUUAUGGGGUGAACUUGAAGUUCAAGCUUUCAGCAGCUGCUGCUGUAGAAGGUAUCCAUCAAAUCUGUGAGUUUAUGGCAUACAAAAUUGUUUUCCAUGAUCUAGGUCAUGUUCUAUGGGAUGGCCUAUAUGUCGGAGAAGUUUCAUACUCCAGGAUUGAACCUUUCCUUCAUGAGCUUGAGCAAUACUUGGAGAUCAUAUCAUCAACAGUGCACGACAAAGUUAGAACGCGCGUAAUUGUUGACAUAAUGCAAGCUUCUUUUGAUGGGUUCUUGUUGGUUUUGUUGGCCGGAGGGCCACCACGGGCUUUCUCUCUGCAAGAUUCUGCCAUAAUAGAGGAAGAUUUCAAGUAUUUGACUGGGUUAUUCUGGUCCAAUGGUGAUGGAUUGCCUGUUGAAUUGAUAGAAAAACAUUCUGCUACUGUGCAAGCCAUACUUCCCUUGUUCCAUGCGGAUACUGAACACAUAAUUCAGCAAUUCAUUCAGCUCACCAUGGAAAUGUAUGGUUCUUCUGUCAAAUCCCGGCUCCCGAUGCCUCCAACACCAGAUCAAUGGAGCCCGGGAGAUCCAAACACCCUUUUGCGAGUUCUUUGCCAUAGGAAUGAUGAGGUAGCCGCCAAGUUCCUCAAGAAAAAUUACAACUUGUCUAAGAAAGUCUAACAACUGAUGAGUAACCCCUCUAGCUAGGAAUUUUAGUGGCUUCAUUUUGUGUGGUUUUAAAGUCUCACUUGUCGAUUGCUGAGUGUAUGAUCAAGGUAUAACUUGGAAUUCAUAAUACUGUUAACCACUAUCAGGGAAUAACUUUAGGACAUAGUGUACUUGCAAUAACAACAAUAUACCUUGUACAGGUUAGUUUCAUCCGGUUCUGUUUGCAGCUUGUGAAAAAUGCAAUUUGUGAUAUGGAGGUUGUAUACAGAGAAGUAUUUGUAUUUGUGUCAUUAUUUAUCUUUAAUUAUUUUUUAAAUGAAUUGUCUUUU